AUGUCUCGAAUUACUGCCAUUCACAAAGUCGGCGCAUUUCGGCGCCUUGUCACGCUGAACACCCCGCGAGCUUAUGACUCCUACUAUCCUGGAAAGCAUAGGUGUUCAAAGUCCAUCCGGCCUUUUCACUGCAGCAGUCAAAGGAGGACGCUUGGGGACACCUCAAGCAUUGACUUUGCUUACUUCCCUCAAUACGAGCUCCGUGAGCCCGCAAAGAAUGAGAUAAUGCGUAUUCCCAUCCUUCCCUUCAAUUCUUCACCGCCUGCAAGAAGCAACGAAGCUCUUGAGUCGGUGAUCCGACCGGAGAUCACAACGGCAAGUGCGAAUGGAACACAUAUCGAGUCUCCCUCCGCAAUGUCAGACGUGACAGACAAUCCAGGACACACAGAUCUCGAUCCUUUUGACUUGACGAACACGGUCACCACGGCGGCGUCUGAAGUGACGGGUUUGCCCAUCGAAAGACUGCAGGAGCCGGGGGUCGUAAAGGAACUUUGGAAUGGACUGCUGGAUGAUAUUUUAGGGGCGAGGAAGACUGCGAAGGCGUGA
This is a messenger RNA of Letharia columbiana, 546 nucleotides long. RefSeq lists its product as uncharacterized. The transcript has 2 exons. Bases 1 to 546 code for a protein of 181 amino acids. The record is from RefSeq and is a predicted model, not a curated record. NCBI's taxonomy places the organism in Eukaryota, Fungi, Ascomycota, Lecanoromycetes, Lecanorales, Parmeliaceae.